AUGUCGGGAAGUGUCAAGGUGUAUGUGGCGUGCACCUCCGUGCUGUAUCUGAAAUUCGCAGCGGCUACGAUGAUGCAGGGCUCGAAAAAGUUUGCCACUGGCGGACGUCCGCCCGAAGACUCGAAGUAUUCGUCCGCUAAACGCCAACAAACGUUUGGUCUGGAUACGACCAGCGAUACUAAAACUCGUGAAACUGCUCAGCGCUGGGGAAGUAUCGUGAUGAACGAUCUUGAGUCGAUUCCGUUUGGCCUUUUGGUGUUCGGCGCGGGCGUCAUGGCUGGAGCCGACUAUAACGUUCACUAUAGUGCGAUGAUUGCGUUCACGGCGGCCCGUUGUCUGCACACGUAUGCCUAUGCGAACUCGAAGCAGCCUCUGCGCUCGUUGUGCCACGGCGUGGGAAUGAUAGCUACGCUGGUGGGUCUGGGCAAUGCUGUUAGCGCCAUUGUUUAG
Hyaloperonospora brassicae is the source of this 450-nucleotide messenger RNA. The record is from the annotation of a GenBank genome assembly. Lineage: Eukaryota; Oomycota; Peronosporomycetes; Peronosporales; Peronosporaceae.